This is a messenger RNA of Trematosphaeria pertusa, 558 nucleotides long. RefSeq names its product HET-domain-containing protein. The record is from RefSeq and is a predicted model, not a curated record. The annotation marks the transcript as partial. The transcript has 2 exons. NCBI's taxonomy places the organism in Eukaryota, Fungi, Ascomycota, Dothideomycetes, Pleosporales, Trematosphaeriaceae.
AUGGAUAGAGCGUCCCUAGCGGACAAGCCAUCGUAUAACGCCCUCUCGUACACCUGGGGUGCUCCAAACUUCACGCAGAGUAUAUGCAUAAACGGUCGUUGCUUCCGGGUCACGAAGAAUCUCCAAAGUGCGCUUUUCCAUCUGCGGCAGCAGCAUGAGAGUGUAGUCGUUUGGAUCGAUGCAGUUUGCAUCAAUCAGAAAGACAACGAAGAGAAGAGUCAUCAGGUUCAGCAGAUGCAGAGGAUCUAUGAAGAAGCCCAACUCGUCCUUAUCUGGCUUGGUCCUGCUAGAGACGAAAGCGACGUCGCGAUGGACAACGACAAGGAAGACGAGGAAGACGAUGGACUUACCCUCGAGCAAAUACUCUCUCAAGUGACCAACAAACACGGGACUCAAGCGGCACUCCCGACCGGCGCUAUAUACCAUCUUCUCCAGCGACCGUGGUGGCAGCGUGUCUGGGUUGUGCAAGAGCUGGGUGCGGCGCGGAAGGCCAUUUUCAUGUGCGGCUCCAGGAGUAUCGACGCCAACCGCAUGUCCACAGCGUUGACGAUUUUCCGC